CCAGCGCCGUGUACGUGUACGUCGGCGUCGCGGCGACCACGAUCCACGAAGCCUCCAUUUCUGAUUCUGAAACGCCCACGGCUUCGGCGCCUCUGUCGCCCUGUCUGUCUGUCUGUCUGUCUGCCUGUCCGUGCUGACGGACGGUUUUAAAAGGGCCGGUGCGGCGUAAAGGAUUCUCGGGUCGGCGAGCAACCGCAGCGGAGACAUGCCCCGUUGCACAGGGGCUGGGGUUGUGCCGCGCCGAGGAGGAGCCGGGAGGCGGUGACGAACGCAACGGAAGCCGCGGGCGGCGGGUCUUGUUGGCAGAGGGCGACCGCGUGGUUCCGGGGUCUUGUUGGGCGGCGGAUCGUGUGGGAUUGAGAUCGUCGUCAACUUUCGGCGCUCGCUGGGGGCGCAGGGCGGGGAGGAAAGCAGAUAGGGCACGGAAGGAUCGGCAUUGAGGCAGGCGUCCGGAGAUGGACCGUCGGAGCUGGCUGUGGCGGCGCAAGUCGACGGACAAGAGCCCCGCAGAGACGGAGACCUCGGCGUCCUCGGCGUCCGAGAGGAUCACUGAUGAACAGGAUACUGCCAAGAGCUCCCCAAACUCGACUCAGUCGCCGGAGGUCACAUCGAAGGAACUGGAAGACGGUGACAAUGUGAAGGUGAAGGUAUUGAGUGAGAGGCUCUCAUCCGUAGUUCUGGAUAUUCGUGCGAAGGAUGAUCUCGUGAAGCAGCAUUCCAAGGUUGCAGAGGAGGCUGUUCUAGGAUGGGAGAAGGCCGAGACAGAGAUCGCGUCACUGAAGGCGCAGCUGAACGCUGCGGCGGCCAAGAACUCUGCGCUGGAGGACCGCCUCGUCCACCUGGACGGCGCCCUCAAGGAAUGCGUCCGGCAGCUCCGGCGCGCCAAGGACGAGCAGGACCAGACGGUGCAGGGCGCGCUAGCACAGCAAGCGCGGCAGUGGGAGUCGCACAAGGCCGACCUCGAGCUGCGCGUCGUCGAGCUCACGGCGAGGUUGGAGGCCAAGUCCGAGCGCUCGGUGGCCGCCGCCGACUGCGACACCGGCUCCAGGCUAGCCGCGCUGGAGAAGGAGAACUCGGCGCUCAGGACGCAGCUGCUCGCCAAGACGGAGGAGCUGGAGCUCAGGACGAUCGAGAAGGAGCUCAACCGGCGGGCGGCGGAGACUGCGAGCAAGCAGCAGCUGGAGGGCAUCAAGAAGGUGGCCAAGCUCCAAGUUGAGUGCAGGAGGCUGCAGGCCGCGGCACAACGGAGGCCCUCCGUGAACGUCGAACUCAGGCGUUCUCCGAGCUCGGCCUGCGCCGAGUCGGUGACGGAUUGCCAGUCGGACUGCUCCGACUCAUGGGCCUCGGUCCUCGUCGCCGAGCUCGACCAGUUCAGGAUCGACAGGAGCGGCGCGAGCAGCAGGGCCGCCAGCCUCGCGACCGCGGACAUUGGCGUGAUGGACGACUUCCUCGAGAUGGAGAAGCUCGCCUCUGCGUCAAAAGGCGACGCCGUCGAGGACGCGAGCGGGCAGGUGCUCAGGCUCGAGGAGAAGGUCAAGAAGCUGGCAGCCGAGAAGGCCGAGCGGGAGAAGGCGCUGCACGAGGCUCAGCGCGAGCUGAGGACUUCCCGCCAGCGGGUAAUGGUGGCAGAGGAGAGAUCAGCUGAGCUACAGCGGCAGCUGAACCUUGCCAAUGGCGAGAAACAUGCCAUGGGGGCCGAGGUGAAAGCUGCUGAGGCGAAGAGAGGAGAGCUGGAGGGCUUGCUCGAGCUCGCCCGCGCCGAGAUCGCGGGGUUGCUGGACAAGGGGCGCAUCCUGGAGGAACGGCUCGAGUCUGAGAAGGCGCUGACACUUGAGCUCGCAGCAAAGUACCAGGACAUGGAGGCGCUGAGGGCAGAGAAGAGGGAGCUGAGCGCUCAGCUGGAGACGUCACGGUCCGAAGCCAAGAAGCUCGGUGACAAGAUCGCCCUGAUGGAGAGGAAGCUGGAGGUGGAGAAGGCCUUGUCGAUCCGACUGGCGACGAAAUGCCAUGGCAUUGAUGCUCUGGAAGCAAAGAAGAAGGGAGUCGAGCUCGAGCUGGAGACGGCGCGCGAGGAAAUCGCUUCGCUGCAAAACAAGGCUAGCAGCUUGGAACUGCGACGAGUCGAGGAAGAGAAAGCGUCGUCUGCUGCACUCGCACUGCGGUGCCAAGAACUGGAUGACCUUAGAUCCCAGCUGGAGUCUUCGAAUUCACGGAUCGUUGAGCUCAAUGAGAAGGUUAAAACGCUCGAGGAUGUAGUCGAGGAACAGAGGCCAGUGACGGUGGAAUUGGAGUCUCAGCUCCGGUCGAGGCGCGCUGAAAUCAGUAGCCUGAAGGAGGAUAUAAGCCUGUUGCAGAAGAAGCUGGAGAGCCAGAAGAACCUGUCAUCAGCUUACAUAUCUGCACUUGGUGCUUCUGAAACAGAGAAGAAGGAGCUGGCUAGUCGGUUUGAGCUCGGAGAGAAAGAAGCCGAGGAAUUACGUGGGAAGAUGAGCUUGCUUGAGGAACAGAUCCGUAAAGAGAAGGCACGGUCAUCCGAGUUUGCGGUAAAAUGUCAGAAGAUGGAGGAACAAAUCUCCUGUAGAUCUCUUCUUGGCCACCAACCAGUGAAAUCAUCUGCGGCGAUCAAAGAUCUUCAGCUCAGAAAGGAGACAGAGCUGGCCAAGGCUGCAGAGAAACUGGCCGACUGCCAGAAGACGAUAGCUUCACUGAGCAGCCAGCUGAAAUCGUUGGCUGAUUUCGACGAAUUCCCCCCUGAAACUGAGACCAGUGGCGCUGACUCAGACGACGCCUGGGACAGCGAUCUGAAGCUUCUCCAACCCGCAAGCUAUCCCACGCAGAUUGGCUGUUUGGCAGUCACAUGAUUCACGAUCCUCGUUGGCAAGUGGAUAGCGAAACUGUUUUUGCUUGGCUUCCGCCGCAUGAUUGCUGUGAUGAGAUUGCCAUGAUGUUCCACCACAUGUCAUAUAGAGUUAAGUUAAUAGGUGAGCAAAUGUUCAUAUGGAAGCUGUUUAUAGAGUUGUUUGGUGAAGCCUCAAAGGGACUCAUAUUGAAUAUUAUCUUUGAUCUUCCAAUCUCCCUGUCCCUUGGAAACAUCCUCACUGUCAGAAGACUGCAAAUAGUGAAAUACACAUGGCAUGUCAAUCAAAGAAUGUAAGAAUAAAAACCAGGGGCAGGUUCAUAUGACGGCACGUUCCCACCCGACAUGCUACCACAUGUUCAUAAGGAUCUUGGAUUUGCAAAUUCCAAUUGAAAGUUUGUACAUAAUUCAGUUCUAGCAUCUUGUAUCUGUCAAGAGAAAAUCCGGGUCUUAGUAAGCUAACUUCUCGACUGACAGGACGCCUAGUAGCUGGAUGUAUACACUUCGUGGUCGAAUCUGAAUGUUCGCAUGAUUGGCGUUCAAA
Zea mays is the source of this 3401-nucleotide messenger RNA. RefSeq names its product putative DUF869 domain containing family protein. The transcript is spliced from 5 exons. NCBI's taxonomy places the organism in Eukaryota, Viridiplantae, Streptophyta, Magnoliopsida, Poales, Poaceae. The record is from RefSeq and is a predicted model, not a curated record. Bases 456 to 2861 code for a protein of 801 amino acids.